UAUAAUGAUUAUCAAAACACAUAUUCACGUGUAAAAGUGACAUGAAGUGUUUUGGCCAUUAAUAUUUUAUAUUAAUUCGUCGAAUUUAAACUUAGUUUUUCCUAAAAUUCAAAUUUAAUUAAAACAUUUCAUAAUGGUUAGCUCACUAUCCAAAAAUGAAGACCCAUUCAUUGAUGAGAACAUGGAGGAUAUUUCACAUGAGAAGCAUAAACAAUUAUUGCAAACAAUUACAUCUAAAACUAAACGAAAAAUACAGCCAACUACACGCAAUGAACCAAGUUUACAAGUUUCCGAAUUUCAUUUGUCCAGUAGACAACAAACAAAUGUUGAUGAUUUAUCAAAUGCUAUAAAAAAGAAAGCUCCUCAAAUUAGACAAAAAAUCCAAGUAGCUAAAUCAACUAAAAAGUUGCUGCAGAAACCUUUGGAUAAAGUUCAUGCUGAAAAAAUCAAAAGAGCUGUUGCUUAUGAUAAUUUCAAAAAACAUAUAAGUAGAUGGUCCGCUGUUGUUGAAAAAAAUAGGUCUGCUGAUCAGUUAAGUUUUCCUUUAAAAACCAGUGAAAUCGAAGUAUUUGAUAACCGUAUGGUUGACUUUACUAGAGGUUACUCUCGGCCAACAGAUUUACAAAAACAAAUUGCUAAUGUUCUACAAUCCAGCAAAAUUGUUAAAGAGAAGCAAAAUUCUUUAAAAAAUUCUUGGAUAGAAAAAGAAAAAGAAAAAUAUCCAUUAACACUGAAAGAGUUACUUGAAAAACGUAAAACUAUGGCUAAAUUCCGUGCUCAAGAAUCAUAUAGGCAUGCUAAAGCUCACAGACAAAAUAAAAUUAAAAGUAAAAAGUAUCAUAGAUUGUUAAGAAAAGAAAAAACUAAGGAUCAAAUCAAAGAAUUUGAAAAAUUACAAGACACUGAUCCAAUAGCUGCAUUAGAAAAAUUAAAUGCUAUUGAAAAAACUAGAGCGGAAGAACGUGCUAGUUUGAGACACAAAUCUACAGGUCAAUGGGCUCAAAAUCAUGUUGUUCGAGCAAAAUAUGAUAAAAACAGUCGUAUAGCUUUAUCAGAACAAUUAAAAAAAGGUAAAGAGUUAACACAAAAAAUUGGACCGACAAUAUAUGAUACAGAUAAUUCUGAAGAUUCUGAUGAGGAACAAAUUAAAGUAUCAGAACAUGUAAUUGAUCCUGACAAUCCAUGGCUAGCUGAACGAAAAGAAUUUACAGAUUUUAUGAAUGAUUAUAAUAAUUUUGUUCAAAAUAAUAACAAAACCUCUGACAAUAAUAGUCAAAAUGAAAAAAUUCAACAUAAAGAUAGCAUAUUUAUUGAAGGAAAAAAUAAGAAUACUAUUACUAAUGAACCUGAAAAUGUUGAAGAAGUCCAUACUAUUAAUAAAGUUAAAAAUAAAAACCAUAAAAAUAAAGUUAAACACAUCACAGUUCUUGAUCUUUCUAAAUUUAGUGAUGAAGACAGUGAUGUUGAAAUUCUAAAAAUUGCUAGUCCAAAAUCAAAAGUUUGUUCUGCUAAUGAUGUUAUCAAAUCUGAAUUUAAAACUAAUAAAGUUAAUGAAACUAUUGACAUUAAUUCUACUACAUCACAAAACAGUAGGAGUAAUAAUAACAAAGUAAUUCAUUCGGCUGUUGGAACUUGGUUUAUAACAUCAAAUAAUAUUGAAAGUGUUAAAUCAAAAAAAAAAAAAGUACAUAGAGAUGUUGAAAAUACUUUUAGAAUUGUCGAAACUGAAUUAAAAAAUAAAAUUGACAAAUCAUUAAAAAAUCUAAACAAAAUUAAAUUAAAACAGUCAACUGAAAUUGAAUCUGUUAAACGUAAAAAAGUAGAUAAUGAUUACUUAAAAAUGAAUAAAAAACGUGUUAAGACUGAAUUGAAUGAGCCUUUGCAUGAAGAUAAUAAAAUAUUAGAUAGAUAUACAGUAACUAAUAUAAUAGAUAAUCUAGAUCCAAGUAAUGUAAUUACAGAAAUAUCUAAAAAUCAAGUAAAGCAAGUACAGAAUAUUGAUCCAAAUGAAUUUUUAAAAGUGACACAAACUAGUUUAGAAACUGAAGAAAUGGCUCAGCUAGAAGAUCAUUUAGAUGAUAAAUAUGAAAACGAACAAGAAAAGUUAAUUGCAGAAGCAUUUGCUGAUGAUGAUAUCAUCAAUGAAUUCAAGGAAGAAAAGAAAAAAAUAGAAGAACAAUCUAAACCAAAAGUUGAAACAGCACUUCCAGGUUGGGGAAGUUGGGCAGGUCCUAAUAUCAGAAAACGAACAUUUAAGAAAAGAGCUAAUUCGGGCUUUUUCAGAACGCCUGCUAAACCUCCACGCAAAGAUUUUAACAGAGAAAGAGUUAUUAUUAAUGAAAAUGCAGAUAAUGCCAUUAAAUUACAUAUGGUAUCUGAAUUACCAUAUCCAUUCAAAGACGUUGAGGAAUAUGAAGAAACAAUUAAGGUCCCUAUAGGUCGAACAUGGGUACCUGAAACUACUUUCAAUAAACUUACAGCUCCACCUGUUGUUACUCAAAUGGGUCAAAUUAUUGAUCCAAUUGAUGAAAACUAUGUUGUUAAACUUAAAUUAAACGAUUGAUUUCUGUUUAUAUAACAUUACAUUUAUUUUAAAAAUAUAAAUAAUGUUAAG
This is a messenger RNA of Sipha flava (yellow sugarcane aphid), 2614 nucleotides long. Its product is annotated as U3 small nucleolar RNA-associated protein 14 homolog A. The transcript is spliced from 7 exons. NCBI's taxonomy places the organism in Eukaryota, Metazoa, Arthropoda, Insecta, Hemiptera, Aphididae. Gene Ontology annotation, biological process: rRNA processing. Gene Ontology annotation, cellular component: small-subunit processome; nucleolus. The record is from RefSeq and is a predicted model, not a curated record. The coding region runs from base 134 to 2563 and encodes 809 amino acids.